Amaranthus tricolor (Joseph's coat) is the source of this 3289-nucleotide messenger RNA. RefSeq names its product UPF0481 protein At3g47200-like. The record is from RefSeq and is a predicted model, not a curated record. Bases 252 to 1574 code for a protein of 440 amino acids. Lineage: Eukaryota; Viridiplantae; Streptophyta; Magnoliopsida; Caryophyllales; Amaranthaceae. The transcript is spliced from 2 exons.
UCUAAACCUUUCAAAACAAUCACAUCUUCCCUUUCUUUCUCUUCUUUUUCUUUCACUUUCCCACCUUCUAUCUAAUGUCACCAUCUCUCUUUCAUCUUUUUUUGCCCUCUUAAUCACUAAUCAUCUUGUUAAUCACUAUAAUUAACAUCUUCAUUAAUCCAUUUCUAUUUGCACUUCUUUUAGUUGAAAGAAAUAAAAAUCAUACAAUUUUUAAGUUGUAAUUGUUGGUGGAUGCUUUUUGAGCUUAACUUAUGACCACAAAGACUACUAGAAAGAGAAAAAGGGUAUCUAAAAUUGGGAAGAUGGAAGAAGGAAAUCAUGAAGUGGCAAAUUCCAUAAGAAAAAGAAUUGAAGAAUUACCUCCACUUUCUUCAAAAUGUUGCAUCUAUAAAGUCCCAAGAACUCUAAGAAAUGUAAACAUAAGUGCAUACAAGCCUUGUCUUAUUUCAAUUGGGCCCCUUCAUUAUGGAAUCAAAAGCUUACAAGCAAUGCAAGAUCAAAAGUUAAGGUAUCUUCAAAACUUUCUUAGAAGAAAUAAGGAAAAAACCCUAAAAGACUAUCUAAAAGCCCUUAAAGAUUGGGAAAAAGAUGCAAGAGAUUGUUACAUUGAUAGAAUAAAUCUAAGUAGUGAUCAAUUCAUUGAAAUGAUGUUGCUUGAUGGGUGUUUUAUCAUUGAAUUUUUCUUAAAUUGGUAUUGGGAUUCAUUAGAAGAACAUGAUCAAAUCUUUGAAAAACCCUCAUUAGAACAUGUAAUUAGAAGGGAUUUAUUAUUAAUUGAGAAUCAAAUCCCAUUUUUCAUCCUUCAAGGUUUAUAUGAUUCCAUACAUAGUUCAAUCCCACUCGCUAAUCUUACUUCUGAAGUGUUAUUAGGGAAGAAAGAUCUUCCAAACAAGUUCAAAAAACACAAAAUUUUGCAUUUACUGGAUUUUUUAAGAACAUACUACUUACCCAAAACACUUAGGAAUGAUCCCAAAUACAAAAAAUACAGUAAAUGUUGGAAAUUUCCUCCUGGUGCAGGGGAUUUACAUGAUGCUGGGGUGAAAUUUGCAGUAAAUAACAUUAAACUGAAAACCCAUUCUUUACUUGAUAUAAAGUUCAAAAAUGGAGUUCUAUAUAUCCCGAAAUUCGAAGUCGAAGAUCAUACAGAAUGUAUACUGUUAAACUUAUCAGCAUUUGAGCAAUGCCAUUACCAUUUUGAUUCAUACAUUGUAGAUUACAUCUUGUUUAUGGAUGUUCUUAUUGCUACACUUAAGGAUGUGGAUGUUCUUCUAAGUAGUGGGAUUAUUACAAAUUCUUUAGGGAAUAAUGAUGAGGUUGCACAUAUUUUCAAUACCAUUUGCAGAGAAACAAAUUAUGAUGCUAACAAUUUUUAUUACUCUUAUAUUUGUAAUAGAUUGGUUGCUCAUUCUAAAGCACCAUGGAAUAGGUGGAAAGCUACUUUGAAUCAUCAUUAUUUCAAUAAUCCUUGGGCUAGUAUUUCUGUUGUUGCUGCUGUUUUGUUGCUUAUUCUUACUGUUGUACAAACAGCUUGUUGCAUCAUUGCUACCAAACGUUUAAUGUACACUGAUCUGUGAACGAGAUAUACUGGUUAUCAAGUUAUAUUGAUGAUUAUAUGCAAGAAACUUUUUUGGCUUAAUUUUUUUUAUUGUUGAUUUGAUCACUUUUUGUGUAAUUGUGGUUGGAGGUGUGAGUGAUGUGAUGGAGUAUAUACAUAUAUGGGGGAUUAAGCUUUUAGUUAAGUCCUGGGUUAUAUACUUUAUUAUAAUGAUGGUAAAACUUACUCGAUGUGAAAACACCAUACAAAUUUGUCAUGAUAUUAGCUGGGUUUUGUAGAAAUUUUAAUACUCAUUCCAAUUCAAUUUAGUUAUUCCUUUUGAUUUGGGCACAAAUAUUAAGAAAAUGAAGGGACUACCUAAAAUAGAAUACCCAUGUGCAAUAGUGGGUGUUUUUAAUAUAAAGAAAAUGAAGGGACCACUUAAAAUAAUAGGCCCAUAUACAAUAUUGGGUAUUUUCACUAUUAAGAAAAUGAGAGGACCACGUAAAAAAUACAAUAUAUUUUAAAAUGAAAAUGGGCCAAUAAAAGUAAAUUGCCCAAAAAGAAAAGGGAAUAAUUAUAAAGAAUUGGAGGGAGUAAAAGUUAGUUCAAAUUGCUUUGUACUAGAAUUGUUAAGAUCUCAACAAAAUUGUAUGGAUUUUGGAUUUAUAGGUUUGAUUGGUAGAGGGUCCCAUGUGGGAUGUGGUGCUAACAUGGAAAGUUCAUUGCAUGUGUUAAACAAAGUGACCUGUGGAUUCUUUGGAUUUGUCUUGGGCUUUUGGUAUGAUCUUGCAUAUUGUCAUUUUAGACAAUCAAAUCUAGGAAUGGACUUUGUUAAGUGCUCAUUUUUCCCCGAGUUUUCUAUAGAGGAGCAUGAAUUGCUGCAAAUCAACCUCUCGUACUCGUUUCCCGGGGAGACAUGUUUUGGCCGCUAUUUGAAAGGGGUGUUUUUUACGAGGUUUUUACCCUUAGGCCCAAUGCAAAAGACACUUAUUAUAAUAUAAAUUGUUUACUUAGUCAUACUUCUGGGACUCCUCCACAACCGGUUGAAUAGGAUCGACAUCGUGGUAAAUCAGUUCAAAUAACCAAAAUAGUCUCAUAUGAUAUGACAAUUCACCUAAAUGUCUCGGACGCGAUCAUACUACAUUGAGGAAACCUAUUCUACCACGAUGUAUGUCUACUGACCCAAAUGACACUAAAAAGGCCGAUGGAACUCAGUAGACAUAAAAAUCUUUAUAGGGACACUCUGAACAUGUCUCAACUUAUUAACGUUCUUCUUAGUCGUACACCACCACAAUUUCAAAAUUGUAAUAUACCCUUCAAUAAGAUAUGCCAGCAUAACCUCGUUGGAUUCUAAAGAUUUGGGCACCAAUCAAUCUGAGUGCAUCAAAACAUGUAAGAAAAACAAAUUGGUAUAAUGACAUAGCAUAGUAAUGAAAAUACAACAUAAAUACACAUGACUCUCUAACAUGGUGUCCAACCUACAAGUGCAUCUCUCCAAGCCUUGUCACUCGAAUUGGCAGGUAACCUACCCUAACCCUCCACUAGCAGCCCCAAUAUAAGUUGCACCUAAUGCAACAAGAUAAUCAUCUCUCCUAUGUCAUUCUUUAUUGUUUUAUUAGUGCUUGAUACAUUUCACUUUAUUACGCAAUCUAAUUGCUGUUUAGGUUAUUUAUAUCUUGAAAUCUGCAUAACUAAAAUUAUAAAAUUUGAUAUUAUGAAAAUGCGUGAUUAGACGAUUCUAACAAGAUCUCA